Messenger RNA from Thunnus maccoyii (southern bluefin tuna), 5996 nucleotides. It is a transcript of the gene lamb4, whose product is annotated as laminin, beta 4. Bases 360 to 5759 code for a protein of 1799 amino acids. NCBI's taxonomy places the organism in Eukaryota, Metazoa, Chordata, Actinopteri, Scombriformes, Scombridae. The record is from RefSeq and is a predicted model, not a curated record. Gene Ontology annotation, cellular component: laminin trimer. Gene Ontology annotation, biological process: substrate adhesion-dependent cell spreading; cell migration; basement membrane assembly. The transcript is spliced from 36 exons.
CACAAUAGUGUCAAAACGUCUGUUUGCACAAUUAAAGUCUGUAAAUUAAUCAGUGUGCUCCAGUCCCUUCUGUUUUUUGAAGUCUGCUGUCCUCAAACUGAGAAGCACCUGAUUCAGCUGCUUUUUGUUGGAAGAUACGUGGAGAACCCUGUUUCUGCAGUCAAGCUCUUUCUGUAACUCUGAAUAAGGUUUCUACACUUCUCCACUGCCUCAGGCUACAUCUGUCUCAGGUGUGCUGUUACCUGCCCAGAUGUGUUCAGUCUCUCAGUGUGGCUGCAGACACAGUUGCUUCUUGUAAACCAAAGACGCAGCUGAAGUCCACCAGAGACGAGCAGGCAGCUGACAUCUGCUAGCACAACAUGAUCUUCAUCUUCUUCUUCAUUGGUCUUCUUCCGGCAGCUUGGCUCCAGGACCAGCAGGACCAGUGCCCCCGCGGGUCCUGUAAUCCCCAGCUCGGUGACCUAAUGGUGGGUCGGGCUGCUCAGCUCUCAGCCUCUUCCACAUGCGGCCUGGAUGGACCACAGAACUACUGCAUCAUUGGAUACUUGGAGGAGGAGCAGAAAUGCUUCACAUGUGACUCUCGGCUGCCGUACAAUCGCAAUAGCAACCCUGACAGCCACCGUAUUGAGAACAUCAUCACGACCUUUGACCCCGAGCGUAAAAUGAAGUGGUGGCAAUCUGAGAAUGGAGUUCAUCAGGUCAGCAUCCAGCUGGACCUGGAGACCAUGUUCCAGUUUAGCCAUCUGGUCCUCAGCUUCAAGAGUUUCCGUCCUGUGGCCAUGUUGGUGGAGCGUUCGAAGGACUUCGGACGAAGCUGGAAGGUUUUUCGAUACUUUGCGGAGGAUUGUUCGCUUCACUUCCCUUCAGUGUCCGAUCAGACGGCAGACGGCAUCGACGAUGUCGUCUGUGACAGCAGAUACUCGGGAUCAGAGCCGUCAUCUGACGGAGAGGUGGUGCUAAAAGCUCUGGAUCCAAUCUUUGAAAUAGAAAACCCGUACGCUCCACAGAUCCAAGAGCUGAUCACCAUGACCAACAUCCGGGUCAACUUCACCCGUCUCUUCACGCUGGGAGACACCCUGCUCAGUCGAAGACGCAGGAGCCCUCAGGACAAAUAUUACUACGCUCUUUACAACAUGGUGGUCCGAGGCAGCUGCUUCUGUAACGGCCACGCCAGCCAGUGUAUGCCUCUGGAUGGAGGACGUGGUGACGUCUUCACCCAGCCUGGCAUGGUCCACGGACGAUGUGUUUGUCACCACAACACAGCCGGAGAAAACUGUGAGAGAUGUCAAGACUUUCACCACGACUCCCCCUGGAGGCCUGGAGGAGAACACGACGUCUGCAGGAGGUGUAACUGUCACGGUCACUCGGACUCGUGUCAUUUCGACGCCGCUCGUUUCGAGGUGACGGGAGGCGUGAGUGGAGGCGUGUGUGACGACUGCCGCCAUGACAGGGUGGGGCCUCAGUGUGAGCGAUGUCGCCCUUUUCUGUACCAGGAUCCUCAGAGAGCACCGGAAGACCCGCACUCCUGCAUACCGUGUGAUUGCGACCCGGCCGGCUCGCAAGGCGGCGGUCUAUGUGACCCGCUGAACGGUCGAUGUGUCUGUAAAGAAAACGUGGAGGGGCGACGCUGCGACCGCUGCAAACAUGGCUUCUUCGGUCUGACGCAGGAAGACCCAGCUGGCUGUCAGAUGUGCAGGUGUCAUGUGUUGGGAAGUGUCGGGUCAUGUGAUCAGCUGACAGGAAGCUGUGAAUGUGAGCGUCUGGCGAGCGGAGCACUGUGUGAUCAAUGUGUGGCAGGUUUCUGGGGUCUGGGAGACUCUGGGUUCAGGUGUUCACCCUGUGACUGUGAUACUGGAGGAGCUCGCAGCAUCACGUGUUCUUCACACGACGGGCAGUGUCACUGUUUACCCAACAUGGUGGGCCGGCGCUGUGCUGACCCCGCCCCCGGGUACUUCCUGCCUCCGCUAGACUACUUCCUGUACGAGGCGGAGCUUGCCGCCCCGCUAGAUGAAGAGAGCUCUUCUUCUACUCCUCCACCAUAUUCAUAUGCAUAUGAUUCCUCCUCUUCUUCUUCUCUGCUGAAACCAUCUGUGCUGCCGGAGUGUGAACAGUAUUACAGAGAGCAGGGUUAUGACUUCAAGCUCUCCAAUGGACGAAUGGUUCUGGUCCGGAAGACUCGCCGUGCCCGCCGGAGGAGGCAGGUGCAGCACAGCGGCAUCCCGCUGGAACCGGGUCAUGCCUUGCAGAUCAUCCCUCGUCAGAGGACACCUGAACAGCCAAUCACCUGGAGCGGCCUGGGAUUGGUCAGAGUUCUAGAUGGAGCAGGGCUGAGGUUCACUGUUGACAACCUUCCUUCCUCGAUGGAUUAUCAGCUGGUGAUCCGCUAUGAGCCAGAGUCUCCGUCUGAUUGGCUGGCAUCAGUCAGCAUCAUCAUGCUGUCACCUGGCGACGGUGGCUGCAGCAGUGACCCAACAGGAACUAAAACUCUGACUCUUCCCGGAAACUCCAGAGGAGGCGUUCUGGACUCUGCAGUGUGUCUGAACGCAGGCGGUCGGUACUUUGUGGACAUCACCUUGAACAAACAGCCCGGACCUGAAGGCUCGCACAUCCUGAUCGACUCGAUGGGUCUGAUUCCCAACAUAGAGUCCAUCCGUGACUUCUGCUCCCAGAGCGACCUGGACUCUUUCCGUCGCUUUCGCUGCGUUGGAUUGGCUGUCGAUCUUGGAUCACAAGAGUCACCGCCGGAAGUCUGUGAGAGUCUUAUCGGGAGCAUGUCGGCACGGAUCCACAACGGAGCCGUUGUUUGCAGGUGUAAUGUCGUCGGCUCUCUUGGACCAUCCUGCAGUAAACUGGGCGGGUUGUGUGAAUGUAAACCCAACGUGAUUGGUCGUUGCUGUGAUACCUGUGCACCCCUGACUUUCGGUUUUGGACCCGACGGCUGCAAACCAUGUCAGUGUGACCCCAGUGGUUCAGUGUCGGAGCUGUGCGAUCAGGUUACGGGUCAAUGUGCGUGUCGCUUAGGGGUGACGGGUCGCCGCUGUGGCCGCUGCCAGACGGGAUUCUGGGGUUUCCCACAAUGUCGACCCUGUGAAUGCAAUGGAUUGUCUGAUGUCUGUGACGAACAGAGUGGAGAGUGUCGGAACUGCAGAGAUCAUGCAACCGGACCACACUGUGACAGGUGUGUGGAGGGUUACUAUGGUAGCCCUGACUCCAGGCAGCCCUGUCAGCCAUGCCUAUGUCCAGACGUUCAGAGCAGCGGACGGUUCUUCGCCACUUCCUGCCACAACAACCCACAAUCCCUCAGUCUCACCUGCAACUGCUGGGAGGGACACACAGGUCCAAACUGCAACAGAUGCAGUCCUGGUUUCUAUGGUGACCUGACAGUGCCGGGCAUCCGCUGUGAGGAGUGUCCCUGCAACAACAACAUUGACCCGGAUGACCGAGACGCCUGUGACAGCGUGACGGGAGAGUGUCUGCACUGUCUCCACAACACAAUGGGACCACGCUGCCAAAACUGCAAACCUGGUUACUAUGGCAAUGCCCUGGAGCAGGACUGCAAAGAGUGCUCCUGUGACCGGCGGGGGACAGAGGUGACUCAGUGUCCUCUGGGGAGUCCCUGCUUCUGUGAUUGGAGGACUGGACAGUGUCCCUGCAGGACAGGCGUGAUUGGCGUCCUCUGUGAUGAGUGUGAGGACGGAUACUGGAACCUGGACGGAGCGUCGGGCUGUCAGCCCUGCAGCUGUGAUCCUGCUAAUUCUCUCUCCAACAUCUGCGACAAGGUGUCAGGACAGUGUCUUUGUCGUCCUGAGUUUGGAGGAAGACAGUGUGAUGAAUGUGGAGAAAAUCAUUUUGGGAACCCAGAUGUGCAGUGCAUGUCUUGUGACUGUAACAUGGAGGGAACUGUGCGCCCGUCAUGUGACCCUGAAACCGGCGAGUGCAUGUGUCGGAUUGGUGUCACUGGUAUUUUCUGUGAUGAGUGUGCUCCCGGCUAUGACUCGAAGUUCCCAGCAUGCGAGGAGUGCCACCCCUGCACCACCCUCUGGGCCGAAAAUGUCACCGACGUCCAGCGUGCUGCCCAAAGGAUGAGAACCUUCAUUCCUCGCCACGGUGAUGACUUGCAGCCUGGUUAUAGUCACCACCAGCAACAGAUGCUGGAGAUGCAUUCCAAGCUGGAAGGUCUCACCAACCUGACAGGACUUUCCCCGCAGAAGGUGGAGAAGGUGGAGAAACUAUAUCUGAAGAUCAGGAAGCUGAAAGAUGGUAUCGACCCCAACAUGAUCCUGAUCAACCCGUCUUCCCUCCUCAACUCUGACAUUGACAACAUUCAACAUGAGUUCAAGAAGCUGCUGAACAACCUGAAGCAGAAACUCACGGAGCAGCCGGAUGACGAUGAUGAAGACCUGGAGGAAAUAUUGGAUGAGAUCCAGAAGCUUCAUAAAGCCUUCCUGUCUGACGAGAAGAGAGUGAAGAACGCUAACAAAGCUCUGGAGGACUCCAUGGACACCAGACAGGAAGUCAAACACAAACUGAGCACGUGUAGCAGCAGAGGAGACCUGUCGCCACUGGAGAAGACGGUCAAAGCGCUAAGCGUGGUCAACCUUAACCGCAAGAUCUGUGGAGGACCAGGACUGGAGGACUGUUCAGGAUGUGGUGGCGCUCUAUGUGGUCUUCUGGGAAACAGGAAGUGUGGAGGUCCAAACUGUGAUGGCGUUGUUCCUUUGAGUGUAAAAGCUUCAGAGACAGCAGAGAAAGUGAAGGACAAACUCAUCACACUCCCUGGCAGACUGCAGGAGUCCAAGAACAAGAUCAAUGAUGCCCAACAGGUGGCUCAGGACACUAAAGCCCUGACCAAAGACCUCCAGGACCAGAUCCACAACAACAUGGACACCUUCGAGAGAGAAAAGAACAAAAGCAAGGAGCUCAUCCAGCGUGUCAAAGACUACCUACUGGAUGAGAUGGUUCCUCCAGAGGACAUCGAGAAAAUGGCCCGAGCAGUGCUGGACAUCCAGCUGCCACGAUCACCUGAUGAGAUCCUGUCCAUGAUCAAAAACAUCAACCAGAUGCUGUCCAGUGCCACCAACUUCCAGGAGGACCUGAAGAACUUGGAGGAGCACACCAAGACUGCCCAGGACCUUCUACAGAAAGCUCGGGAGCUCAAGGAACAGACAAAGGACAUUGAUAUGACAAAGAUCAGCAGAGACAUUUAUGAAGCAGAGGAAGCUCAGGAUAAAGCAAAUGAUGACCUGGAGACGGCCAGCCGAGACAGUGACACGGCCAAAGACCGAAUGCGAAAAAUUACAGACAAACUGGACAACGUCGAAUCGAAGCUGAUGAGUCGUCGACCUGAAGAGCUGCUAGAUGACAUCGAUGCCCUUAAGAGGAAAACUGAACAGAACAGAGAGCAAGCCAGAGAGGCCCGAGAGGCUGCAGACUCAGCUACAGACAGCAGUACAGACGCACAGACGGAGCUGGAUGAUGUGAGGAAGCUGUUUGAGAUUUUAAAGCAGAAAAACAAGAACCAGACAGUUCAAGACGAAGCUGGAAAACGGCUGAAGAGCAUCGUGGAUGAGGCAGAAAUGCUGAAGAGACAAGUGGAAGACAAACUGCGACGCAUACAAGAUGUGGAGAAGAAGAUCCAGCAGCUGAUCAACAGUAAACAGCAGAAAGCUGAUGAAGUCACCCGUUUGUUAGAAGAAGUGGAUUCUCUUCGCCGGGAAAUUGCCAAACGAGCUGAAGGAUACAUCAGCUGCUCAUCCUGAGUACUACAUCUCCUAGAUACUACACCUAAAUACAACGCCCACUAAAUGCUACAGCAUUUUUAGGAUUGAAAUCAUCUGUAAUUUGCAUCAGACACUCAAUCAUCAUGUGGCCUAUUUGAGGACCCGACCCUCACAUUUGAAACCUUAAACACUAUUAAAUACUUAGAAUCCAUCUGUAUUUUUAUUAAUGUUUCAGGAGUUUUGCUGUCAUUUCCAGGGUGAUGUUUCAUAUUUUGU